Amyelois transitella is the source of this 1849-nucleotide messenger RNA. RefSeq names its product sodium-coupled monocarboxylate transporter 1 (gene bumpel). Gene Ontology annotation, molecular function: symporter activity. The transcript has 14 exons. Gene Ontology annotation, cellular component: membrane. Lineage: Eukaryota; Metazoa; Arthropoda; Insecta; Lepidoptera; Pyralidae. Gene Ontology annotation, biological process: transmembrane transport; sodium ion transport. The record is from RefSeq and is a predicted model, not a curated record. Bases 4 to 1782 code for a protein of 592 amino acids.
GAAAUGGUGCAUCAAAUGCAGAAGUUCACCUGGGUGGAUUAUGUGGUGUUUGUGUUCAUGUUAGCGAUCAGUGCUGUGGUGGGGGUCUAUUGGGGAUUUAUGAAGAAGCAGACCACACAAAACGAUUAUCUGCUUGGAGGAAGGAAUAUGAAAGUUGUACCCGUUGCUAUGUCGCUUGUAGCAAGUUUCGUGUCUGGAAUCACAUUGUUGGGAUCCCCCACAGAAGUGUAUAUGUAUGGGACCCAAUAUGCCUUUAUAAUAAUAGGAAUAUUUCUAAUGUCAAUUUUCAUGACUCAAGUCUACUUGCCCGUAUUCCACGAGCUCAAAAUUACUUCUAAUUACGAGUACUUAUCGCUGAGAUUCGACAAUAGAGUCCGAUUGUUUGGUUCAGUUUUAUUCGCCUUUACGUUGAUAGGAUGGUUGCCAAUUGUGAUUUACGUGCCUGCAUUGGCUUUUAAUCAAGUAACUGGUGUCGAUAUACACGUAAUUACGCCUAUUGUUUGCGUGGUCUGCAUUUUCUACACUUGCGCUGGAGGACUCCAAGCUGUGGUUUGGACUGACGUUAUCCAAAUAACUGCGAUGUUUGGUGCUAUGGCUUUAGUAGCAAUUAAAGGCACUAUGGAUGUCGGUGGCAUUGGAGUUGUAUGGCAAAGAAAUAUGGACAGUGGACGAAUUGAAUUACCGAACUGGGAUCCGAAUCCCUUAACGCGGCACACCAUCUGGUGCUUGGUGGUCGGAGGAGUGGUGUACUGGUUGCAAGCGAAUGCAGUCAACCAGACCAUGGUGCAGCGGUAUCUGGCUUUACCAACUCUGAAAGGAGCGAAAUGGGCAGUGUUCAUAUUUUGCAUAGGAAUAUCAAUUCUCUACUGUUUCUGUCUUUACUGUGGACUGCUGAUUUAUGCCCGGUUCCAUGACUGCGAUCCCCUGCAAACAAAGCUAGCGAAAGCGAAGGACCAACUUUUGCCGUUACUGGUCAUGGAUGUUCUAGGAGACAUUCCGGGACUACCUGGGGUUUUUGUCGCUGGAAUAUUUAGUGCAGCUCUUAGCUCUCUGUCAACGAGUUUAAACUCAAUGUCUGCUGUAGUCCUAGAGGAUUUCUACAAGCCGUUCAACAGCAAACAGCUGACUGACCGCCAGUCUAGCUGGCUGAUGAGAGGAGUCGUCGUUCUGCUUGGUGUACUAUGUGUAGCGCUAGUAUUCAUUGUUGAGAAAAUGGGGACGAUUCUUCAGUUAACGAUGACCCUGGAGGCGAUGACAAUGGGGCCUCAGUUUGGCGUGUUUACCAUGGGCAUCCUCAUGCCGUGGGUGGAUGCUACGGGUGCGUUGGUGGGCGGCGUCACGGGCUUAGCUGCUAUGUCGUGUUGGUGUCUCACCGCUCAGAUGGCCAUCGCGAGGGGAGAGAUCUGGCAUGCCCACAAACCACUCAGCACGGCCGGUUGCACAUAUAACUAUACAGUAGUCGAAACCACUACCGCUGAUGCUGAUGUUAGUGAAGUCAACCCUAUGCUUCGCGUUUCUUACAUGUGGUAUACCCUGGCCGGGGCCCUGGUGACGAUAUGCGUCGGUGCCGUGGCCUCCCGCGUGAACCGCGCCCGGGGCAAGGCGCACGUGCCCCCGGACCCUCGGCUACUGGCCCCGCAGCUCCGAAGGCUGUAUAGGGAGCCUCCGCAUCCUUCUGAUGACACCUAUAUACAAGCUUAUGGAAAUAAUAAGGAAGGCUGCCAGAAGAAUUCUAGUGCAAUUAACAUGAAACCGAUCAAUGAAAGUGAAGAAGUCAGCUGAUGAGAAUGUUUCGUUGUCAGACGUACCUGUUCAUACCAAAGAUAGUUAUAUAAUUUAUUCAAUGAAG